This is a messenger RNA of Protomyces lactucae-debilis, 2215 nucleotides long. RefSeq names its product glycoside hydrolase. Bases 171 to 2141 code for a protein of 656 amino acids. Gene Ontology annotation, cellular component: membrane; endoplasmic reticulum. Lineage: Eukaryota; Fungi; Ascomycota; Taphrinomycetes; Taphrinales; Protomycetaceae. The record is from RefSeq and is a predicted model, not a curated record. Gene Ontology annotation, biological process: carbohydrate metabolic process; N-glycan processing. The transcript has a single exon. Gene Ontology annotation, molecular function: calcium ion binding; mannosyl-oligosaccharide 1,2-alpha-mannosidase activity.
AUACCUCAGCCCAACAUUCACCGUGACCGUGACACGCGCUGGAGGAUCAGCCAACUGCAAGCGCAGAGACAGGGGCUUGCAGACGGCGACAAACAGAUACUGUAGACACUCGAUCAGAUAUAUGGAGCAGCAGCAGUAGCAGUGACGAGAGCCAAUUGCAGCUAGACACCAUGUCCUUCUCCAUGGCAGGUAUCCCACAUACGUAUCGCGCACGCAGGGACAGUAAACCACGCAGUUGGUAUGCAGACAAAGAGCGGCCCUUCUAUGGUGGUGUACCUCGGCGCAGAAAGUACACCAAGCGCAAAAUAUGGUUUGGUUUGUUGUUUUUGGCGGGCCUUGUCCUUUGGUAUCGUGGUUUGUUAUGGCCUGCACCCAAAGAACCCAUCUUUGUACAUGUAACGGACCCUGUGUUACUAGAGAAGCAGAAUCGUGUCAAGGCAGCGUUUGUGGAGAGUUGGCAAGCCUAUGUUGACCAUGGAUUCGGUCAUGACGAAUACAAGCCCAUCUCGAAGAAGCACAAGGAUAUGGUCCCUGGCGGCAUGGGCUGGAUCAUCAUCGACAGUCUGGAUACAAUGCUGCUGAUGGGUCUGACUGAAUAUGUGCCUCAGGCAAGAAAGUGGAUCGAGCAACACUCCUUCGACAUUGAUGCAGAAGUCAAUGUCUUUGAAACGACAAUUCGCAUGCUGGGUGGAUUGCUGUCUGCAUUUCAUCUGACUGGCGAUCAGCUCUAUCUCACUCAAGCAAUUGAUCUUGGAGAUCGACUGCUUGGCGCGUACAAGACGGAAAGUGGCAUCCCAACGGCCUCCGUGAACCUCAAAACCGGCGAGCCCGUCAGAAGUCACGAUGAUGGCGGUGCUUCCAGUACAGCUGAAGUGACAACGCUACAACUCGAAAUGAAGUAUCUCAGCUUCUUGUCCGGCAACCCCGAAUACGGCAUUGCUAGUGAACGUGUCAUGGAGCGAAUCAGACAGAAUAAAGUUGCUGCUGGACUCGUACCGAUCUUUGUGCAACCCGCAUCUGGACACUUCCAAGGUCUUCAGAUCAGGCUUGGCAGUCGUGGUGACUCGUACUACGAAUACCUGGCGAAGCAGUGGCUGCUCUCAGAUGACAAAGUCUACAAACAUGCCUAUGAGGAAACAGUGCAGAGCAUCAAGGAUAUUCUUGUCGGACAUUCCUCAUCCAAUGGUCUUACGUUCAUUGGAGAGCUGAAUGAAGGUGUUGGUGGACCUGUUUCGCCAAAGAUGGAUCAUCUUGUGUGUUUCCUUCCAGGAACGCUUGCCCUGGGCGCGACCACGGGCCUACCACUAGCGGAAGCAAAGCGAAAAGAUUGGUUUGGCAAGACACAAGAAGAGGAUAUGAAGCUUGCUGAGGAGCUGACAAAGUCGUGCUAUGCCAUGUACAACUGCACGACAACCGGUCUUGCGCCAGAAAUUGCAUAUUUCAUCAGAGAGGGUGAAGAUGCAAGCACGUCGAGCAAUUGUGAGGAUAUCCGCAUCAAUGAUCAGGAUCGGCAUAACUUGAUGAGACCAGAGACGGUUGAAUCGUUAUUCAUCAUGUGGCGUAUCACAAGGAAUGAGCAGUACAGAGAUUGGGCCUGGCGCAUCUUUUUAUCGUUUGAGGCGUACCUUCAUGCUGGAGAAGGUCUUGGUUAUACAAGUGCCAACAACGUCAUGGCCAAUCCGCCAGAGUUGCGCGAUAACAUGGAAUCUUUCUGGUUGGCAGAGACGCUCAAGUAUCUCUACCUCAUUUUCGCUCAAGCACAAGACGAGGGACAGGUCUCGCUCGACAAGGUCAUUCUCAACACCGAAGCUCAUCUGAUUCCCAAGUUUGUGCCUCUUGCUGGAUCUCGAGGCGGCGACCAGGCGGACUGGGUCAAGACUCACAGCAGUGAGGCUGGGACGUCCAGCUUUCCCGUCGUUACGGGCACUGCAGGAACAUCUCUAGACAGCGAUUUCGAGAAGCUGAAGGAUCUUCAUGUGCUCAUCAAAGCCUCGCAAGCAGAACAGCGGACUCUCUUUGAGGGCGGAUCGGCAGAGACUGCAAAGCAGGUAGGGGAAGCUGUGGCUGCUUCUUUACGGGAGUCAAUCCAUGACAUGCAGUCGCUUCGGCAUCAUGAGCGUGCAGAUAUGAGUCCUUUGUAGCGAUGAUUUCAGGCCAGCAGACUAUAGCAUUUGCAUCAUACGUUCCUAGCAUUCAAAGCAACCAUUCUUCCGAG